Messenger RNA from Rhineura floridana, 1214 nucleotides. It is a transcript of the gene NGDN, whose product is annotated as neuroguidin. The transcript has 11 exons. The record is from RefSeq and is a predicted model, not a curated record. Gene Ontology annotation, biological process: maturation of SSU-rRNA from tricistronic rRNA transcript (SSU-rRNA, 5.8S rRNA, LSU-rRNA). Gene Ontology annotation, cellular component: small-subunit processome; nucleolus. Lineage: Eukaryota; Metazoa; Chordata; Lepidosauria; Squamata; Rhineuridae. The coding region runs from base 88 to 1077 and encodes 329 amino acids.
UUUGAUUGGCCAAUUCUCUCUAAGAAGGCGGGGCUUUCACCCCCGUCGAUAGAGGCUGUUUCCUUUCCACGUGGGAGUAGGGGGGGGAUGGCUGUGGCGGAGAGUAAAUCUCAGGCGUCUGGCUCUUUGGAUCUGGUGGAGAGAGUAGAAGCAGAUCUGCCAGCAGCCCUCGACCUCCUGAAAUCCCUUCAGGAGCAGGUGGUUGCAGUGACCCGUCAUGUACAGAGUCUGGCACAGAAGGUCCGAGCAGGGGCCUAUCCCACAGAGAAAGGCCUCAGUUUCCUGGAAGUGAAGGACCAGCUCCUCCUCCUCUAUCUUCAAGAUCUCUCUCACCUGAUCCUGGAGAAAACCUCAGGGCGAUCCAUGGCCAACCACCCUGCCUUGCUGCGUUUGGUGGAAACCAGAACGGUCUUGGAGAAGAUGCGUCCCAUUGACCAGAAGCUGAAGUACCAGGUGGACAAACUGGUGAAAGCUUCUGUUACGGGGGCCCUGGGUGAAAAUGAUCCACUGAGGUUCAAGCCGAAUCCUGGCAACCUGAUGAGCAAGCUCAGUGACUCGGAGGAGAGUGAAGAUGGAGAAGCUGCUGGUGGCUCAAAGAAUUCUGGGAAGGGGGCCUCUAAAGGAGGGAACAGGAAAUACGUCCCACCCCGGCUGGUGCCUGUACAUUACGAUGAAACGGAGACCGAGAGGGAGAAGAAGAUGCUGGAGCAGGCCAAGAAGCGAGCUCUCAGCAGCUCCAUCAUCCGGGAGCUGAAAGAGCAGUAUUCAGAUGCUCCGGAGGAGGUUCGCGAAGGGCGCUACACUCACGCCACCAGGCAAAGCAGAGAGGAUGAACACCGGACCAACUAUGAGGAGAGCAUGAUGGUCCGUCUCAACAUGACGCGGAAGGAGAAAGCCCGCCGGAGGCGAGUGGGUGCCCUUAGCUCCCAGCUCAGCUCCCUCACCCACUUUGGGGACAUCAGCGCAUUGACUGGGGCAGCGGCCCCAUUGGGCGAGGAUUUAGCCCCCCAGAAGAAAAAAAGGAAGAAGGUCGGGACGAAGCGGAGAAAGCAGAAAAAAGGUUUCCACAAGAAGUGAUAAUCCCCCCCUCAGUACUUGGGAUCGAUCUCUACCAACCCCAAUAUCUUGGAUUUUCACACCUGUUGCCAUGCAUGAGGGCGAAAGGACAGAUUUGGUAACAAUAAAGCCGAAGCGCCAUCUUUUCCUGUCUAAAA